AUGCAGCGGUGGCAGCGGGCCCCGGCGGCGCGGCGGCGCUGGGCGCUGCUGCUCGGGCCGCUGGCGCUGUUCGCCGCCGCCCUGGCGCUGCGCGGCACCGCGCGCCCCGACCCCGCCGACCGCUCCCGCCUCUACCGGGCGCUGGAGCUCUCCCCCAGCCGCAGCAUCAACUGCUCGGGGGUCGUCCGCGGGGACCACACAGCCAUCGAAAAGGCGCAGCUCAACAACCUGGAAGUGGCGAACAGAAGGGCUUCACUGACGCCCGGCGAGUACCUGAACAUUACGAGGGACUGCAGAGCCUUCAAGGAGACCCGGCGCUACAUCGAGUUCCCGCUCAGCCAGGAGGAGGAAGAGUUCCCCAUCGCCUACUCCAUGAUCAUCCACCACAAAAUCGACAUGUUUGAGCGACUCCUGCGAUCCAUCUAUGCCCCCCAGAAUGUUUACUGUGUCCAUGUAGACAGCAAAUCCCCGUCCGCCUUCCAGGAAGCCGUGCGGGCCAUUGCUGCCUGCUUCCCCAAUGUCUUCGUGGCCAGCCGCCUGGAAAGCGUGGUCUAUGCCGCCUGGUCCCGGCUGCAGGCCGACCUCAAUUGCAUGCAGGACCUCCUGCAGAGCCCCGUGCCAUGGCGUUACCUCAUCAAUACCUGCGGCACUGACUUCCCCAUCAAGACCAACGCCGAAAUAGUCCGGGUGCUGCAGGUGCUGCAGGGCCAGAACACCGUGGAGUCGGAGAGGCCCUCGGCCGCCAAGCAGCAGCGCUGGGAGUACCACUACGAGGUGGGCGAGACCAUCUCUCGCACUGCCCAAAAGAAACUGCCCCCACCCCACAACUACCCCAUGUUCACGGGCAGCGCGUACAACGCCGUCACACGGGACUUCGUGCAGUAUGUCUUCGAGAACCCCACAGCACAAAAGUUCCUCGAGUGGUCCAAGGACAGCUACAGCCCUGACGAGUACGUCUGGGCCACCCUGAACCGCAUGCCGGGCGUGCCGGGGGGCACGCCCCUCAGCGACAAGUUCCAGCUCUCGGACAUGAACGCCCUUCCCCGCCUGGUCAAGUGGGAGUACCUGGAGGGUGACAUCAGCAAGGGCGCGCCCUACCCGCCCUGCACCGGCCGCCACCAGCGCUCCAUCUGCAUCUACGGGGUGGGCGACGUGCCCUGGAUGCUGCAGCAACACCAUCUCUUGGCCAACAAGUUCGACCCCGAGGUGGACGAUGCGGCCAUCCAGUGUCUCGAGGAGUACCUGCGCCACAAGGCCCUGUACGGCCGGGGGCUCUGAGGGGCAGCCGCGGAGACUGGCCAGCACCUGCUGCCUUCCGUGGCGACUCCAGCCGACGGCACCUCGGGGACAGCGGGAGAGGAUCCCCUGGGCCCCUGAGGGGCUCACGCCUCGGCGCGGCCCCAAGGAGAAGCCCCGCGGGCGGGCGCGAGGCUGCGGCUCAGCCGAGGGUCGGACGGAUGGACAGACGGACGGGGCGGCCCGCCGGAGGGAAGGGCCGGUGUGGAAGGGCGGGAGGCUCAGCCCCGGCCCGCUCGGCCUCCGUCCUGUCCCAGCCCGCGGGGUCCCCUCACAGGGCGCGGGAGCGCCGCUCUCCCCCAGCCCCGCUGAGGCAGCGGGCGGGGAGCUGUACAGUCCCUUCCCGAGUCUACGGACAAAGGUGACCCCCGGACUGCAGACGGGCAGGCCCCAGUCACGGUGCCUCCAGGUCGGCUAGGGGCAGAGCUGAAACAAUGAUUAAUUUGCUUUUCCAUAGAGCAGCCACAGGCUGCUCAGCUGAACAUCUGGCUGCUGCUUUUGCCUCACUUUAAACGUUGACUCUAUAAAAACCCGUUAAUCAUUAAAAGCCAACCUUCAA
Vidua macroura (Pin-tailed whydah) is the source of this 1855-nucleotide messenger RNA. RefSeq names its product glucosaminyl (N-acetyl) transferase 3, mucin type (gene GCNT3). The transcript has a single exon. Gene Ontology annotation, cellular component: membrane. Lineage: Eukaryota; Metazoa; Chordata; Aves; Passeriformes; Viduidae. The record is from RefSeq and is a predicted model, not a curated record. Bases 1 to 1278 code for a protein of 425 amino acids. Gene Ontology annotation, molecular function: acetylglucosaminyltransferase activity.